UAUUUUCAGGCUGGAGCUAGGAGGUGGCUGAAGGACACAAACUGCAAACUGAGCAUUUUUGUUGAUCCAGAACGUCAUCUCUACAACGCCCUUGGUCUAAGGCGAUCAGUGGCAAAAAGUUGGAGUAUACCUGCCCUUGUUUACUAUGCAGAGCAAAAACGAGCUGGGAGAAAACUUGCAGCCAUGUUUGAGGAGGAUGAUCCUAAUCAGAUGGGAGGAGAUUUUAUUUUAGAUGAGCAGGGAAGAAUGGCAUUAAUUCAUCGCAGUAAAAUUUCAACUGACAGACCCCCAGUUGAAGAACUCUUGAGUUGUGUCAAGGACCUGAAUAGAGCAAAAGCAAACUUGUAA
Messenger RNA from Porites lobata, 348 nucleotides. Lineage: Eukaryota; Metazoa; Cnidaria; Anthozoa; Scleractinia; Poritidae. The record is from the annotation of a GenBank genome assembly.